AAGCUGGUGAAAGUGACGUACGCAGUUCAGUCGAGCUUCUCAACAGCGGACAGUGAAGGUUACCUGCUUCAACAGUGCUUGAACGGCAACCUUUCAGCUGUCUUUUCACACGGGUCGUGAUAGAAAAUCCUUACAAACCUACUGAUAUUCAUUUUUGAUUUAAAACGAAUAUCUUUUUGUACCAUUCUACCGCGAGAACACGUUUAGCAUCACAGCUAUAUAGCUAUCUGUUUGUUUUGCUAACAACGACGCAACACCAGUCAGAUUUUCACCUCGCGAGAAAAGACCUGUCACCAAAUUUUGAACUAUGACUUCCCAGAUAAGACAAAACUUUCAUCAGGAAUGCGAGGCUGCCAUCAACAGGCAGAUCAACCUGGAGCUGUACGCCUCCUAUGUCUACCUGUCCAUGUCUUACUACUUUGACCGGGAUGACCAGGCAUUGCACAACUUUGCCAAGUUCUUCAGUCACCAGUCUCAUGAGGAACGUGAGCAUGCUGAGAAACUGAUGAAACUCCAGAACCAGAGAGGUGGAAGGAUUUUCCUGCAAGAUAUCAGGAAGCCAGAAAGGGAUGAGUGGGGCAGUGGGGUUGAGGCUCUUGAAUGCGCACUUCAGCUUGAAAAGAGUGUCAACCAGUCACUGCUGGAUUUGCACAAACUGUGCUCCAGUCACAAUGACCCACAUUUGUGUGAUUUCAUUGAGACUCACUACCUGGACGAGCAGGUGAAGUCCAUCAAAGAACUGGCAGAUUGGGUGACCAACCUGAAACGCAUGGGUGCUCCUAACGGCAUCGCUGAAUACUUGUUUGACAAACAUACCCUGGGCAAGGAAAGCAGCUAAAUCCAUCCCUGGACACUCGAUGCUUCAUUUGUGUAUCUGUCCCUUGCUUUAUAUAAGUAUUUUAAAUGAGUAAGUCAUCAGCAUGGUAGUCACUUAUUAUCAUGUCAUUGCCAUAUUAGCUAAAUACAUAAGGAAAAUGCACAAGAAGUUGCAGCUUCCAGCCUUUUCUGCUUUGAGCAACAUUCCUGUUAUCCCCACAUGUACUGUUUUGCCAGGAUCUGUCAAUCCAAUGAAAUAAAUGGAGCCCUCUGGAUUCUGA
Molecule: messenger RNA, 1097 nt
Organism: Cynoglossus semilaevis (tongue sole)
Lineage: Eukaryota; Metazoa; Chordata; Actinopteri; Pleuronectiformes; Cynoglossidae
Gene: fth1a
Product: ferritin, heavy polypeptide 1a
Exons: 5
Coding region: 308-838 (176 amino acids)
Biological process (GO): intracellular iron ion homeostasis; iron ion transport
Cellular component (GO): cytoplasm
Molecular function (GO): ferric iron binding; ferrous iron binding
Source: RefSeq, a predicted model, not a curated record